Molecule: messenger RNA, 6891 nt
Organism: Mugil cephalus (flathead mullet)
Lineage: Eukaryota; Metazoa; Chordata; Actinopteri; Mugiliformes; Mugilidae
Gene: impg2b
Product: interphotoreceptor matrix proteoglycan 2b
Exons: 20
Coding region: 5-6547 (2180 amino acids)
Biological process (GO): visual perception
Molecular function (GO): heparin binding; hyaluronic acid binding
Source: RefSeq, a predicted model, not a curated record
AGUCAUGGCUGGACACCGAGGAGGAGGUGGAGGAGUAAGGAGAGGAGUCAUGGCUGGACACCGAGGAGGAGGUGGAGGAGUAAGGAGGAGGCUGACGAUGUGGACUCUGGGGUUCCUGCUGCUGUCGGGCCUCGUGUUCCUGGACACAGAGGCCUCUGCUGAUUGGACGGAGGGUCUGGAGGGUCUGGAGGAACGUGGUGAUUGGACGGGGGAUCUGGAGCAGCGUGGGGGACCGGUUGUGGUUCUGACCCGGAGACGAAGGAACAUCCUGUUCCCCAGUGGAGUGAAGCUCUGCUCCCAGGAGACGUUGGACCAGGCCGUCGCCAACCACCUCAGCUACUUCCACCUCAGAGUGUGUCAGGAGACCAUCUGGGAGGCCUUCCAGAUCUUCUGGGACCGGCUGCCAGAGAGGGACGAGUACCAGGACUGGGUGGGACGCUGCCUGGACGGGUCGGUCAACGCCGUGGACGUGGGCGUCUUCUUCAGCCAAUCAGAGGAGCACGACCGCCUCAUCAGGAGCAGAGUCGCUAUGAUGACCGCCGUCAACAGUGGCCCCACCCCCUCAGGCCCCGCCCCCUGCAGCUCUGAAGACCCGACCGUCCAGACCGGAGACUCAACCACAGAGACUCAUCCAGGGGAGGACGCUGCCGUCUUCAACCGGGGCCUCUCUCCACCCUCUGGUGUUCCUCCAGAAGAUGACAAGGUUCUUGAGAGGACCACUGAGAACGUUGGUGGACCUGGAUCUGAAGUUAGUCCUGAAGUCCAGGACCCUUCAGAGGUUCCUCAAGAGGUUCCUCCUGAAACAUUUACUAGUCUAGUGACGGUGGUUGAGGUUCCCUCAGAACAUCCUUCCGAGGUUCUUUCAGUGGUUCUUACAGAAACAUCUACCACUCCAGUGAUGGUGACCAGGGUUCCUUUAGAGGUUCUUUCAGGAGUUCUCCCAGAGGUUCCUGCAGAAGUUACUUCAGAGGUUCCUCCAGAGGUUCUAUCAGAGGUUCUUUCAGAGGUCCUUCCAGAAGUUCCUUCAGAGGUUCCUCCAGAAGUUCCUUCAGAGGUUCUUCCAGACACUCCUUCAGAGGUUCCUCCAGAGGUUCUGUCUGAGGUUCUUUCAGAGGUUCUUCCAGAAAUUCCUUCAGAGGUUCCUCCAGACAGUCCUUCAGAGGUUCCUCCAGAAGUUCAUGUAGAGGUUCUUUCAGAGGUUCCAUUAGAUGUUCUCCUAGAAACAUCUAACACUCCAGUGACAGUGGACAAGUUUCCUUCAGAGGUUCCUCCAGAAGUUCCUUUAGAGGUUCUCUCAGAGGUCCCUCCAGAGGUUCCAUCAGAGGUUCCUCCUGAAGUUCUUGUAGAGGUUCCUCCAGAGGUUCCAUCAGAGGUCCCUCCUGAUGUUCUUUCAGAGGUUCCUCCAGAAGUUCCUGUAGAGGUUCUUUCAGAGGUCCAUCCAGAGGUUCCAUUAGAGGUUCUUCCAGAAACAUCUACCACUCCAGUGACGGUGGAAGAGGUUCCUUCAGAAGUUCCUUCAGAGGUUCUUUCGGAAGUUCCUUCACAGGUUUCUUCGGAGGUUCCUUCAGAAACAUCUACCGCUCCAGUGAUGGUGGAGGAGGUUCUUUCAGAGGUUCCUCCCAAGGUUUCAUUAGAGGUUCUCCCAGAAACAUCUACCACUCGAGUGAAGGUGGAUGAUGUUCCUUCAGAAGUUCUUCCUGAGGUUCCUGCAGAGGUUCCUUCACAGGUGGUUCCAUUAGAGGUUCUUCCAGAAACAUCUGCCUCUGCUGUGACAGUGGAGGAGGUUCCUUCAGAAGUUCCUUCAGAGGUUCCUCCGGAAGUUCUUUCAGUAGUGACUCCUGAGGUUCCUGAAUCAGAAGUUCCUGAAGAAUCUGAAGGCGACACAGAUGUUCCAGUGGUAGAACCUCCUCUAGAAGCUGCUGUUAGUCCAGAGGAAACUCCAGCCGUCUUUGUGACAACAGAUGCAGACCUAGAACCUGUCUCAGAAACAGUAUCUACGUCUCAGGACCUCGUUCUGACAACAAUAAAUGAGACAGAAGAAGAAGAACCCUCUGAAGCUGUGGUAGAAAUAGAAGAGGAACCAGAGCAACCAGGAGAACCAGAGGAACCAGUUCAAGAAGAAGAAAAUACAUCUGUACCACAAAUAGAACCUGUAGAAGAAGAAGAAGGAACAAAACCCACAGGAGAACCAGAACCUGCAGCAGAACCCGAACAUGAACCAGAACCUGCAGUAGAACCCCAACCAGGAGAAAACCUUAGAGAAGAAACCAAACCCACAGAAGAACCAUCACAUGAACCUGAACCUGAGGAACCCAUGGAAGAACUGGAGUCUUCAGAACCACCACUAGAACCUGUAGGGGAACCCACAGAACAGGACGAACCAGCAGGAGGAUCCACGAAGGAGGACACACCUGGACCUCCUUUAACAGCAGAACCUCCACCAAAAACCUCCACGGACACCCCAGAAGACCCAGAGACUCCGGCUCAAACACCUCCAGAAGUUGAGACCGACGUCUCAGAGGAGGUUCAAUCUGAGGAGGACCAUGAGGACCAUGAGGAGGACCAUGAGGACCAGGAGGAACAUGAGGACCAGGAGAACAAUGAGGACCAUGAGGAGGACCAUGAGGAGGACCAUGAGGAGGUCCGUGUCCUGAACCCUGAAGUCACUACUCAGACGCCAGCCAGGUACGAGUUGGUGGAGUCCAACAACGGGAACUUCCCAGACCUGACGGAGGCUGACCAGAACCUUCUGGGGAACCGCAACCUGGACUUGGAGGAGGAGCAGGAGAACUCGAUAGGGAACGAGAUCGAGGCCCCGCCCCUGCUCCGGCCCCCCCGGCCCCUGAAGGACCAGGUGGUGGAGCUGAGUCUGAAGCUCAGAUCUGAGACCUACAACAACGCCCUGAGGGACCCCAGCACCUCCCAGUACCAGCACCUGGCCCGGACCCUCUCACACCGGAUUGAAGAGGUCUUCCUGAGGCUGCCGGGCUUCAAGAGCCUCCAGAUCGUGGAGUUCAGACCUCAGAAAGAUCUGGAGCGGGGUCUGGUGGUCCUGGUGAACUACGCCAUCGUCCUGGAGGUGGAGGGAGGCGUCGCCAACGACACGCUGGACUUCAUCUCCCUGCAGAACAACCUGGUGGAGGAGAACUUCCCCAACGCCGCAGAGCUGCCCACCGUGGUCUACACAAUCACAGACUACCGCAACUACAUCACAGAGGCCCUGCACAGAGACAACUUCAUGAGCAACGACACCCGGGACAACCUGGACACCCUGGGCAACCUGGACACCCUGGACCACAAUGCAGAGAACCUGUUGCCUUCUGGGAAACCGACGAGUCGACCGGCCGACACCUACGACAACAUGGAUAACGUCCUGGCUGCAGAGAAACCUCCCGACGCUCCGAGCCACGAGACCCACGAGGUUUUCCUGAAGAAGGACGACUUCUUGUUCGACCCCUUCGACCAGUGGAAAGGUCCGCAGAGCGAGCCGGCCGGCGAGAACGACGUUCUCCUGUUCGACGAGAGCACGCCUCCUCCGCUGGACUUCCCCAGGAAGACCUCAGACCUGGAGCCAGCGACCGCAAACAAUAAUGUAAAUAUUGAAGACGAGGGGUUCCUGGUCAGUAACGCCCCCGGCACCGGCACCAAGAACCCCAGAGAACACCACGGAUCUGGUCCCACUCCAACGGUCUCCGAGGUCUCAGUAGACGAUGGAUCUGGUUCUGGUUUCUCUGGAGACGGCCAGGGUCCAGAUCUCUGGUCCUGGCAGACCUCAGCCACUUCUGAUGGGGUUUAUAAGAAGGGGGACGUUGGGUUGGAAGGGCUGCCUCCACCGGACCUGGAGGAGGAGGAGGAUGACGACGAAGACGAGCCACCAACCACUGAGAAAGAUUUAGUCUCACUUGGAGUUAAAGACUCUGAUGUUCCCUGGACUUCACGUCCAACUGUUAAAGAACCAUUUCCAGACGUUCACGUUGAAGAACCUUUUCUGGAUCUGGUCCUGAUAACGCCUCACAUCAGCACUGACCCCCGGUACUCCACCACCACCCAGGCUCCCGUGUUCUCGCCCAGAGGAACCCUGACUGUGGAGCUGUCUGUGCAGACAGUGGAGGCCUCCGGCAUCUAUGCCGAUUACUCGGAUUCUCCUGAACCUGAAGCUCGGACUCGGGAGGCCCCUCAUUCUGUAGUCAAGGUUCAGGAAACCUCCACACAGACAGGAGAAUCUACAACCUCUGAACCAGCAGCAGGUGUUCCUGAGGUUGAAGUCUUUGAUCUAGAGCUUCCCACCUUUGUGGAGAUCCAGGCCGUGACAGUCAGUGAAUUCAGCUUCGGUUCAACCACAGAGGAGUCGAUGCCGCUCCAGGAGAAACCAGAACAGCCUCUGGGAACAAAGCACCACCAAGCCAUUGAGAUUUUAGAAGAGCAACACAUUGGCACAACUACAACGACCACGACGACACUGAAAGUCCUGGAUGAGGACCUGGUCGUGGAUGAAGUCCCAGAUGAGGACUUGGUCGUGGAUGAAGUCCUGGUCGUCGCUCCGGUCCUGACCACAUCUACGGGUUCAGACCACGUUAUCGACGCCGAGCUCUCGCCUGAAAAAGACUCGCCGUUCACUCGAGUGUCAGAUUCGGUUCCUGAGGAUGAGGAUCUGAUUCACCAUGAGCACCCAAACCACGAGGAGGACACCGAAGUACCAAUAACCUCUCCAUCCUCAGAAGUUACCCAGUCUCCAGAGGUUUCUGGGUCUUUAGAGAUUCCUGAGUCUCCAGAGGUUCCCCAGUCUUUAGGGGUUCAUGAGUCUCCAGAGGUUCCUCAAUCUCUAGAAGUUCCCAAGUCUCCAGAGGUUCCUGAGUCUUUAGAGAUUCCUGAGUCUCCAGAGGUUCCUGAGUCUUUAGAGGUUCCUGAGUCUCCAGAGGUUCCUGAGUCUUUAGAGAUUCCUGAGUCUCCAGAGGUUCCUGAGUCUUUAGAGGUUCCUCAGUCUUUAGAGGUUCCUGAGUCUCCAGAAGUUCCCAAGUCUCCAGAGGUUCCUGAGUCUCCAGAGGUUCCUGAGUCUGCAGAAGUUCUUGAGUCAUCAGAGGUUCCUGAGUCUCCAGAAGUUCUUGAGUCUUCAGAGGUUCCUUCAGUAAGGCCUGACAUAUUAAACAAAACUGAAGAUGCACCAACUGAUGCAGCAGACACGUUGCCAGGUUCUCCAGGAGACUGGAGCUUGACUGAACCUUCGGGGGGUGAGGUGGGCAGCCUCCAAACACUGCCCCCCUCCCUACAAAGCCCCAACAACGUUGGCGGCAGUGUGGGGACAGAGCUCCAACCCUUUGAACCAGAUUUCUCUGACGUCCCAGGCAUCGACGUCAGCUUCGAUGUAUUCCAGUACGGCGGCGUAGCCACUGAAGGUGACUCCAGUGGGUUCUCCAGCGGAGCUCAGGGCUCAGACCUGGAGGCCAUUGCCCUGCCAACCCGACCUGGCAGAGCUCUGACGGUCUUCUUCAGCUUGAGGGUGACCAACAUGGCGUUCUCCAUGGACCUCUUCAACAAAAGCUCCCCAGAGUACAAGGCCCUGGAGCAACGGUUUCUCCAACUGCUGGUUCCCUACCUGCAGUCCAACCUGAACAACUUCCAAAACCUGGAGAUCCUCAACUUCAGAAACGGCAGCAUUGUGGUCAACAGCAGGAUGAGGUUUGGUAAACCGGUUCCCAAAGAGGUCACCAAUGUCAUCUACCUGAUUCUGGAGGAUUUCGCCAACACCGCCUACCAAACCAUGAACCUGGCUAUCGACAAGUACUCUCUGGACGUGGAAUCAGGAGACCGGGCGGACCCUUGUAAGUUCCAGGCCUGCAACGAGUUCUCCAGGUGCAUGGUGAACCGGUGGUCAGGAGAGGCUGAGUGUGUAUGUGAUGCUGGCUACCUGAGCGUGGACGGGCUGCCCUGUCAGAGCGUCUGCCAGGUCCAACAGGACUUCUGCCUCAACGACGGCAAAUGUGACAUCAUCCCCGGGAAGGGCGCCAUCUGCAGGUGCCGGGUUGGGGAGAACUGGUGGUACCGGGGGGAACACUGUGAGGAGUACGUCUCUGAGCCUCUGGUCGUGGGCAUCGCCAUCGCCUCCGUGGUCGGGUUCCUCCUGGUGGCGGCUGCCAUCAUCUUCUUCCUGGCCAGGACCCUGAGAGAGCAGUACGACGGGGAGGACAGCGAGGACCCUCUACGGCGUGGAGACAGCGUCCCGACUCUGGAGCGAGCCACUAAGUUCAACCCCAUGUUCGAGAGCGACCCGGUGACAGCCCAGUACUACCGUCGCUAUGACGACCAGCCGCCCCAGUACCACCACAGCCGUCGCCAUGACGACCUGCCGGCCUACAGCAGCUCGGACGGAGCCUCCAAAGACCUCAGCAGCGACGAGAUCAGGAACAUCUACCAGAACACCACGCUCACCCCUGAGGAGAUCCAGGAGCGUCUGAGGAUCAUCGAGUUGUUUUCCAGGGACCAACAGUUCGCUGACUUCAUACGACAGACUCAAGUGUUCCUGGAGAGGAGGGGGAGCUCCAGUACAUAGUUCACCUCCAGGUACCACUACCUCCUUCACUUGGACUACACUUCCCAUGAGCCUCAGUGGGAGCUUCCUGUCCACCUGUCCUCAGCCUCUGGUGUCUCUGUAGGACAGACUGUCUCUGGAGGACAGACUGUCUCAGUGCCUUCAUUGUCACAUUUCAGUCCACAGAUCCAUGAACCCCAUGUUUACACCUCCUCCUCCUCCUCCUCCUCCUCCUCCUCCUCCUCGUCCAAUCAGAACGCUUCCUCUCUCUGAUCAGCUGAUUGGUGGGGGUGUGUCCAGAGACACACACUGUGUCCACUCAAUCACUGGUUCUGUGUGUGUGUGGUUCUAUGUAUGUGUGGUAC